Molecule: messenger RNA, 1363 nt
Organism: Periconia digitata
Lineage: Eukaryota; Fungi; Ascomycota; Dothideomycetes; Pleosporales; Periconiaceae
Source: the annotation of a GenBank genome assembly
UAUCACCUAUUGCGUUCUGGAAAGCCGCUAGAGACCGGGGAUGUAUACGAACAGGGUUAACGUCUCGUCGAAUCGGGCCAGUCCAAUAUUAUCUCGCCGUUUCGUCUAAAGAGGCAUCCCCUUUGCGCAACACCACUUUGGCAUCGUGAUAUCUGACAAUGGCCCAUCUGAAAUACGGAUAUCUGCUCAGCGCUGCGCUGGCGGCCGCAGCUGCAGGAGUUGCGCCACAAGUUCCAGACGGAGCUGUGUUUGUUCCCCUGAUUCGCAAUGACAAACUCGAUGCCUAUUAUGCAGAGCUCACUGUUGGCACGCCGCCUCAGAGUGCUUUUCUAAAGAUUGAUACGGGUAGUCCGACGUUCUCGUUUCAAGCGAGAUCGAAUCCGGUAUGCGAGAGAGCGGAUAGGCCGUGUGAUUUAUUCGGCGCUUUCGAUAACACGACGUCGUCAACUUCAAUUUAUCGUGGCACUGGGUUUGCUGAUCAGUUGAGUACCCACGGCAGCGGUGAUUAUCAGGAAGAUACUGUUACCAUCGGGGGUAUCACGACGGAGAACAUGUACUUUGGCUAUCUUUUGAGAUAUGGGUUCCCAGAUCGUGCACCUGUACCGGCUGCGACAAUCCUCGGUUUGAGUCUCGUAUGCAACGCAACUAGUUGCGGAGGAGAAGGUCCUUAUCUGUUGGAGAGACUCCACGAUGCUGGUAAAAUUGACCGCAAGGCUGUAAGCAUAUACCACGGACCUGAUGAAUACGACGCGACGGGUUCGAUGGUUCUGGGUGGAUAUUACGACGAGGCCAAAAUCGGGGGUGAUCUUUUCACCGUCAAUAUGAGUGAUCCGCUCAACUCUUCUCUGUCUGGCGGUCAAACAAAUAGCGCAAAUGUGACCGCACUGAAGGUCAAUGUUGAUGGCAAUACGACCACCCAGCAGUUUGGAGAAGAAAAUAUUGGCGUUCCUGUUCUUUUAGACAAUGGUGUCGCGAACUGGUACCUACCUGAGUCCAUCGCGAACCUUGUUUACCCGGCCCUGGAAGUCGAGUUCAACGCGGGUCGCCAAACACAGCCCGUAGACUGCAAAUACCUCGACCCAAAUGUCGCCAAAGGAUCCAUAACCGUGGAGUUCGGUGCUGCUGGUGAAAUCGAAGUGCCGUUCAGCUCUCUUGUAACCCCGUUCCCCGACGGUACCUGUGUCACGUUUCUCUAUGCAAGGAGUCCUUCCGACAUCUUCAUCUUUGGAGAUGGGUUUCUUCGCAGCGUUUACUCCAUCUUCGAUCAAUCGAGUUAUACAAUCACCAUGGCUCCGGUGAAAUAUACGGAUGAAGUUAGCUUGGUGGCGUUUCCCGAGGGUGGUUUCAAAGCGUAAGGAAUCUU